AAUGAACUAGUAUACGCUUGCCAACAUCCAGUGUAUUACAUUUUCGAGAUCAACGGAGUGUCUCAUGGCGCAAAAUCUGUGAUAACAGCCAUAACGCUGGGGUUGAAGCCCUAUCUUUCGAAACACAGUUUUCGUGUGUUUCUUGUGUCUCAUAGACUUCAAAGAAUAAAUUAUUGGCAGCAUUUAUGCAAUCAAUUCAGUCAAGCUUACCCCACUUCAACACUGGAUUUUUCAGAUUCAAUUCGCGCUAUGGUAUACGAUAUUCAGCCGACGCCGCUGGCUCUCCACCCUGACUCCACUUGAUUCUCACAUUGCUGAAUCAACAAGUUGGAAAUCUCACUUGAGGACAGCUGGAAGUCAAAGUACAGCCAAGAUCUCCUUUCUAGGAAAUGUAGAAGGUAAAAGUAC
Molecule: messenger RNA, 408 nt
Organism: Umbelopsis ramanniana AG
Lineage: Eukaryota; Fungi; Mucoromycota; Umbelopsidomycetes; Umbelopsidales; Umbelopsidaceae
Exons: 2
Source: RefSeq, a predicted model, not a curated record